CUCCCCAGCGCCAGCCUUCUUCUCCAUCCAUCAGCUUCGCCUUCUUCUCUCCACUCCUCCUCGAAAAAGAAACAUCAUGGCCGCUCGCACUGCCCUCAUCACCGGUAGCACGGACCCCAAAGCCAUCGGCUUCACAGCCGCCUUCUUGCUUGCUUCGCAAAAGGGCUUCAAUGUCAUUCUCGCUGGCCGUCGCGCCGACGCAGCCAAGGCAGCCGCCGACGAACUGACAAAGAAGCUCGCCGACGCGGCUUCCAAGUCCAAGGUCUUCCCUCUCACCCUCGACGUGACGAGCGAGCAGUCGAUCCAGGCCGCCGUGGCACACCUCUCGUCGGCCGAGGGACCUCUGGCAGCGUCCCAGGGCGCCCUCGACGUGCUCAUCAACAAUGCUGGCGUCGGCGCACCCCCGGGCCGGGGCGGCAAGGGCACCAACAACAUGUUCCUCCAGACGGAGCUCACCACGGCCGAGGACAUGGUCACUGUCCUGACGACCAAUGUCGCCGCCGUCGUCCAAGUCACGAACGCCUUUAUUCCCCUGCUGGCCAAGUCGUCGUCGCCACGCAUCGUCAACAUCUCAUCUGCCCGCGGCUCGCUCACGUUUGGCUCGGGCCUCGAGCCCGCUCGCACAGGUGCCAUGGUGUACAACACGUCCAAGACGGCCCUCAACAUGGUGACGCUCAUGCAGGCAAAGAACCUGCCCCAGCAUGUCAGCCCCUCGCUCAAGGUCAAUGCCGCCUCGCCCGGCCAUGUCAAGACGCCCUUCAACAACUUCACCGGCAUCCGCACCUUGGAAGAGGGCGCUGGCGUCUACGUCCACCUGGCCACGCUGCCCGACGAUGGUCCCACCGGUCAGCUCGUGGGAAACCAUGCGCCCUUCUCGACAGAUGGUUCAUUUGUUCAGAUUCCCUGGUAGAGCCAGCCAUAGCCAUAGAGAAAUACCAUUCUCAUUUGCCGCCAC
This is a messenger RNA of Acaromyces ingoldii, 955 nucleotides long. Its product is annotated as NAD(P)-binding protein. Bases 77 to 910 code for a protein of 277 amino acids. NCBI's taxonomy places the organism in Eukaryota, Fungi, Basidiomycota, Exobasidiomycetes, Exobasidiales, Cryptobasidiaceae. The record is from RefSeq and is a predicted model, not a curated record. The transcript has 7 exons. Gene Ontology annotation, cellular component: membrane.